AUGCCGUGCGCGGUCGAUUGUCUUGAAAACUCUAGCAUGGGAGAUGUCGGUGAAAUCCGCGACGACGACCUCAAAGGAAUUUUUCGUGAGUUCGACCUGAAUGGCGAUGGCUUCAUCCAGAGAGAUGAACUACGGUCCGUUAUGCAAAAGAUGGGCCAGUCGCCAACUGAAGAAGAACUCGACGCGAUGUUCAAUGCGGCUGAUCAAGACCAUGAUGGGAACAUUGACUUCAAAGAGUUCCUCCAAAUUGCUCACGCCAAUCCACUUUCACUAUCACUGAAAGCCGUUUUUGAGGAACUGGACGUUGAUGGCGACGGAUACAUCACCAGAUCCGAACUACGGACGGCAUUCCAACGUAUGGGUCAUGCACUCUCUGAUCAGGAUAUAAAGGCUAUUUACAAGCAUGUCGAUUCGAACAAAGACGGAAAAAUCAAUUUCCAAGAAUUCUGCCAAAUGAUGACGAGAAGAAAGUAA
Molecule: messenger RNA, 474 nt
Organism: Ostertagia ostertagi
Lineage: Eukaryota; Metazoa; Nematoda; Chromadorea; Rhabditida; Trichostrongylidae
Source: the annotation of a GenBank genome assembly